Messenger RNA from Acaulospora colombiana, 293 nucleotides. Lineage: Eukaryota; Fungi; Glomeromycota; Glomeromycetes; Diversisporales; Acaulosporaceae. The record is from the annotation of a GenBank genome assembly.
AAUAUCCCAAAAUUCGGAAACAGAAGCAUUCUUUUAGGGUCGAAUGAAGCUUCAUUAUGGACGUUCGUUGAAUGGACCAACUCCGCAGCUUACAUUUCGAAGCCUGUCGAUUGGUUCGUUCUAAUUAUAUCAAAGAGCACUGACCCUUACCUAAUCUGCGAUUCUAAAAGGUUUACCCCUGGAUAUUAUGACCCUGUGCACUACUCCAUGGGGAUCGUCAUUUUGACUCUAAUGAGCUCUGAUCACGAUGCGUUCUCUGCUGCGGUUGACGUCUGCGAUCCUAUCCCGUUGGA